Molecule: messenger RNA, 291 nt
Organism: Neohortaea acidophila
Lineage: Eukaryota; Fungi; Ascomycota; Dothideomycetes; Mycosphaerellales; Teratosphaeriaceae
Product: LSM domain-containing protein
Exons: 2
Coding region: 1-291 (96 amino acids)
Biological process (GO): mRNA splicing, via spliceosome; spliceosomal snRNP assembly
Cellular component (GO): U4 snRNP; U5 snRNP; U4/U6 x U5 tri-snRNP complex
Molecular function (GO): RNA binding
Source: RefSeq, a predicted model, not a curated record
AUGUCCGGCCGACAAGGCGGAGGUGGCGGACGCAAAGUGCUCCUCCCUCCAAUCAACUUCAUCUUCAAGCUCCUACAACAACACAGCACCGUGCAAAUCUGGCUGUACGAGCAGCUCGGCAUUCGCAUCGAGGGCAAGAUCCGGGGCUUCGACGAGUUCAUGAAUCUGGUGAUUGACGAGGCGGUCGAAGUGAAGCAGAAGUUGGAAGAGGGAGAUGGGGAUGGCAGGAGAGAGCUAGGCCAGAUUUUGCUCAAGGGGGAUAAUGUAUGCUUGAUUCAGAGCUUGAAUUAG